GGCCUGAUUGGGCCUUCUGCCGACUACCAAACAUGCCCCAAUUUUUCCAAUUGAUUGAUGCUAAAAAAUAAUUGCAAUUGAUUGUUGACGGAAAAGAAGUGUGCUCCAUUCCCCCUCCCUCCUAGGUCACUUCCCCGCCGGCUUCCUCUGUUCUCCGUCGCUCUGGUUGAUUCUUCUUGCGAGGAUUUGGGCACUAGAUUGGAUUUCGCAAAUAAAAAUCCGCCCGUGAGAUCCGGAAUCGAGCGAGCAGCAAUGGCGGCCGCGCCCGCUCAAGUUCUUCCGCCGGCCAAGAGGUGGAAGAAGGACCCCAAUUUCCUGGAAACCUCACCGGUCCAUCCGGCCAAUGCGGUGACCGCAGACUGGCCCUCGCUCCCGCCCGACAUCGUCCGCCACAUCGCCGACUCCUUCCUCGCCACCAACGACCUAGAUUGGUACGUGGACCUGCGCGCCGUCUGCCACAACUGGCGCUCCGCCACCGACGACCCCAAGGACAGCACCUCGGACCCCCGGUUCCUGCUUCGCCGGUGGAUUAUCCUCGACGAGGUCUUCCAGAGUGACAUGCGCCGCCUCUUGGUCAACACCGCCACUGGCCGGUUCCUCCACAAGGAGCUCCACGCGCUCCGCCACUACCACGUGGUCGCCACCACUCUCUGCGGCCUCUUCGUCCUGGCCGACAGGAGCCCUCCUCACGCCGCUCGUGUCUUCAACCCUCUCACCGGCGAUAUCAUCCGUUUCGCGGUGCCCGUGCCGCCCGAGGUGCAGGUCACCGCCGCCGUCUGCUUUGACUUCUCUUCGCCCUUGCUCUCCUUGUUCUUCGACUCAUGUUGCAAGAUGCACAUAGCCAGUCCUCACAGUUCUGACGCCCAAGUCUAUGACUUUGACCCUUCAGUUUACAGUUUCUUUCGUAGGGCGGUCGGAGGUGGUUUGGUCGGCCGUUGGUGGGAAUUUGCCGGAACAACUGACUUGGCUCUCAAGAUCUGCAAAGUGGGGCAGUCGCUUGGCGUCAAUCUGUCGAAGUUUUUUUCUGGUGCCCGGUGUUUACCAAUGGAAUUUGUUGGACAGAUGCUGAUCAUCAUCAAGGGACAACAAUUCUUCCAUGUCUUAAGAUUCAAAACCGAGAGCGCCGAGCUUUUGCAUGUGGAGACCAUCUGCAACCAUGCCAUCUUCAUUGGUCGUCAUAGGUGCCUUGCUGUGGAUGCUCACAUGUUUCCAUCCAUAGAGGCAAACUGUAUCUACUACACUGAACACCAGGGCUCGUCUGCCCACAUCUGGAAGUACAACAUCAAGGACCGAAAAGCAGACAGGAUCUCAGAAGCUGUCGAUUUUGUGAAGCAGGACAAGCAGUUUGUCCUGAUCGGCGACCGUCCUUCCACGAUCAUCCAGCUUCUGUCGAGCUACACCAUCAGCACCCGGGAUUCUGAAAUGGCUGGCGCCGUUAAACUUGAUGAUUGAUCCUAUGGCACUGUACGCGCACCCACACACGCACACGCUGGCGCUGGACGCUGUUCGCAGGACAGACGUGUUGAUUAGAUCAGAUCAGCCAUAUGAUGCAUGGAAUGAUCUGACAUGAGCAUGAUAGUGCAGGUCCAAGUGAUCAGCCGACGGAUAUGGCGUUUAAAUUGAAUCUACUACCAAACCUUGUCCCUGUGAUGCCAGGCAAGACGCAAGAGGUCUAGGCAGAUAGUUCAGAAUACUAGUAGCUGGAGCAUAGACUGACUGACUGACCAGAAUACCAGUGGGUGAUCCAUGGAAGAUGGAACAGCAGGUGCAAGCACAACUAGUGGCUCUCUGCUCUCACCAUGGGCCUAUGAAUUCUUCUUUAACCUCACUCCAACUGUUGAUACGAUUGUGAGACUUGUUCACUCUGUUUUCUAAAGAAGAAACAGUGCUUCAGUUGAGCUCUUGUGUAGCCGUAGUUCAACAUUCAGCAGCAGCUGUUUCUCAUGGUGACAUCGAUUCUAAUGGGCCCGGAGGACCGGGUUGAGGACACCCUGCUGGAUGGUGCCCUGGUGCGUGGGCUCCAGUGCCUUGAGGGCCUGGGUUCCCGGUUGGCCCUGGCUCUUGGGGGCCUGGGCUGGGCUUGAUGACUUGCUCCGGUCCUGCUGAGUUGGGGCUUCAGCUGCGAACUAAUGGAAGUUUAAACUUUCUAUUUCCUCUGAAGUUUUCUUUUCAUUUUGGUUCUGAUUCUGUGAAACUCUGAGCUAGUGUUUCACCUGCAGCUUCUACCUCCUCUGCUGCUGUUGCUUGCUCCAAGAUUGCUUGCUCUGCUGCUGUCCCCGUUGGUAGGAAUUAGCCAGAACAACUGACAUAGCUCUCAAGAUCUGCGAAAUGGGGCAGUCGCUUCGCGUCAAUCUGUCAAAGAUUUUUCAGGUGAUCAUACUGAGCUGGGACUUGCAAAUGAUGCCCUGUGUUUCCCAAUGGAAUUCGGUGGACAAAUGUUGGUCGUCAUCAAGGGACAAAACUUCUUCUGGGUUUUAAGAUUCGAAGCCGAGAGCUUCAUGCUUUUACAUUUGAAGAGCAUCGGCAACAAUGCCAUCUUCAUUGGUCAUCAUAGGUGCCUUGCUGUGGACGAUGAUAUGUUCCCAUCAAUCGAGGCAAAAUGUAUCUACUAUACUGAACACCACGGUUUGUCUGCUCACUUAUGGAAGUACAACAUCAAGGACUGAAAAUUAGAGAGGAUCUCGGAAGCCGUCGAUUUUGUGAAGCAGGACAAGCAGUAUGUCCUGGUCAGCAACCGUCCUUUCAUGAUCAUCCAGCUUCUCUCCAGCUACACCAUCAACAUCCGGGAUUCUGAACUAGCCUUAUAGCAGACCACAUUAGGCGCUGAUGAACUGGAUGACAUUUGAGCCUAUCAUAUGUAUUGCUAAGAAAGGUUUGUUGUUUUAUUGGUUGUUACUUUGCUUAUGCCUUAACUUGUUCUGGGCAGGACUCUAGGUGUUAUCUUCUGCUAUGGGAUUACGGUUAGCUAUCUUAUUUAGGACAUGAUAUGUACCGAAUGCUCCACUGUUUAGCUUGAUGCUAUCUUGUGUGCACUGUGGUUCUUAAUUUCCGCAGUAGAGAAUGUCAGCUCAACCUCCCCCCCCCCCCCCCCCCCCCUUUUUCUAUAUUUAGCCCUGCAACUGAAUCUAUGAUUAUAUGACGUGCCUCGUUGUACUAUGGUUAUUUUGCAACACCCUGUUCUAGGCAAGAAACAGGUUUUACAUUUGCUUACCAGUUGUCAGUGGAACAACUGUAUAUAUGUUGCAGCCGGACUUAUAAUGUUCAUCUAUUUCUUGUAGUGCUCCUUGGAUUCUAUGAUUCACCCCUUGUACUCUUUCCUUUUGUGCUCAUUGCUGCAGAAUGGUAUGACAAAAAUUGCCGCACAACUGCUGUUGGGAACUUUGGCUGUGCUUUUCAGCUCACCAUGGCUGCUAAGAAAUUAAGAUGUGCUUUGCUUAUAAAAAGUAUUCAGACACAAUUUAUAGUUGCUGUUUGUAGAUGGAUUUUGUAGAUUCAGCUGUUGACAUAUUUUUAUCUGAAAGGUGUUUUAUUUUUGUCUGAAAGGAGUAUACACUAUACAGGUGUUGAUUACACUAAUAUUAGAUCAUGCCAUACCAUGAAAUUAAAUUGUGUAGAAUGAUCAUCGGCCAGAGAUUGCAGUCAAGAAUCAGUAACUCAAAUUUGUACUACUGUUGAUGUAAGGCAAUAGUUGGCAGGGAGUUCAGAAUAGUAGCUGCAACUUGGAACAUAGUCCAGACUGACCACUUUGUGAGAGUGAUCCAUGGAAUGGCCCUACUACUGGGGGGCUUGGUGACUUCUUCGGGUCCUGGUAAGUUUGGCCUUCAGCUAACUACUGAAGAAUAAAACUCGGCAAUGUUUGCCAGAGUGAUCAAUUUCAACUAACAUCUCAAGCAUACACUAGUUCUUCUGAGAAAGAAAACCAUGCACUAGUCCUAUAGGUUUCCUCCUCUGAACCUUCCUUUUUUAUUUCUGAGGCUGAUUCUCUGAGACUCUGAAUGAAUGCUUCCUCUGCAGCUUCUGAGCUACAACAUCAAUAAUGGCCCGGAUUCUCAACUGGCCUUUCGACAGAUGUUAUAAGGCUCCGUCAAUACCUUCUUUCAACUAUGGGGAUAGUGAUCUCGACGACUGACAAAUGUUAUAAGGUUUCCUGUUUCCUCUCUAGUAUUCUGUUUUGUUGAUUCGGCACUGCCUUGACUUCAUUCCAGGCAAGAAAUUGGUUGACGCUAUAUUAGGUCACAUGGCUUAUUCCGGACUUGACAUCAGUUUUGCUUGAUGCUCUGCUGAUGACCAGCGAGAACAUGUUUUAGAUUCGCUCAACCGGUGGCCUGUGGAAAUGUUGUAUGUCAUGGCCAGGGAGGGAUCAGAACAGGGUGUGUGUUUCAUCAAUUUUUGGAAUGCUUCCUUGUGUGUGCGCUUCAACCACUUGUCCUAUUUGUUUUUUUAGUUUGUUCUCUGUGGAUUUCUGGGCUGUUACUGAAGCAUGGUUUAACACAGUUUGUAGCACACUUGGCCUUACAUCUGUUUUACUUGUAUACGUACAGAGGUACAUUGUAUGCUGUUGGGUGGACACACGGGUUUUUGUACUUGAAAGAAACAUUUGGCAUUCUACUAGGUUGACAUGCUGGUUAAAUCUACGUUCCCUAUACUGGCACCAUAUGAUUGUUACAAGACC
Molecule: messenger RNA, 4672 nt
Organism: Triticum aestivum (bread wheat)
Lineage: Eukaryota; Viridiplantae; Streptophyta; Magnoliopsida; Poales; Poaceae
Exons: 3
Coding region: 253-1452 (399 amino acids)
Source: RefSeq, a predicted model, not a curated record